AUGCGCUUGUCGAAACUUUCAUAUCAUAAAAACAUUAAAAAUGGUACACAAAAGUUCGACUCUCAACAACAGCAACAUCAGCAACUACAACAGCAGCAACAACAUGAAACUGCAACAAAAUAUCAAUUUAUUAUGGGAAAGCGCUUUAGCGUUACUCACAGCAAUUACAGCAAUAAUAGUGGAAGCGCACGUGGCAGUGGUAGCGAGUUUGGCAGCGGUGGCGCUCCUACAAAUCGUAACAGUAUUGGCAACGGCAGCUGUGUGUCGUCUACAACGACCUCAACAUCAGCCAAGCGACGAAAAUCCAAACAAACAAAGUGCUUCAGUAGCACAGUGUUUCGUUGUUGUUUACCUUGUCGCGGGGGCGGCUCAGCAGCCCCCGCUACAAGUCCGCCACAAUCACCCGUACCAACACCGGACGAAGUGAAUAACCAAGUGCACGGACUAACGCAACAAUAUCAAAACCAACAGCAAAACGAUAAAGAUAAUAAGCAUUUAAAGGAAGCAACUUCAUUUGAAGAAGUGAAUAUUAUAACUGUGAAAAAGCAUUCAAUCGCUGAUACUAUCGCAACCUCGGCCACAACGCCAAUUUCAUUGAAAACUCUUAUAAACGACGUGGACGAGGAUUACGAGCAACAAUUGAGUGCAGCCGACAUAGCAGCAGCGACAUUAGCGACUGGCAUUUUGGCACGUAAAGCAGAACCGGAAACUCUAAGUGACGCAAGCGUUUCACCAACGGCAGCUGUACUACAAGCCGCAGCAAUUGGUUCAGUAUCAACAACUUCAUUGCUAUCCACUACGACAUCCCUUUUGUCUACCGUGGCAACAACACAAGUUUCACCUACAACACCAACAACAGCAACAACUGCAUUAAGUUUCGCAACAGCACCCACAUCCGCAACUGUUGCGGCCACCACACAAACUCCGGUCGCCAGCACAGUGCAGCGUUGCUGCUGUCAACAACAAACCUCUCCUUUGCCACACAUCAAAGAGGAAGAAGAAUCCGAACAACAUCAACAAUUUCUCAAUAAUCAACAAAAACUUUUACGUGCCGAUUCCGAUCAGCAAUUGUUGUUAGUAACUACUACUACAAGCUACAGUGAUAGUAGCGAUAGUGCGUUACACUCAACGUGCAACACUUGCUCAGCAGCUGCUGGUCCAACAUCAGCUACAAGCUGUGUACAAGACUGCACAACCUCAACACCCUCACCUCGUAUAAAGCACAAAUUUCGAAAACAGCACAAGUCCGGCUGGUCACGUAUUGUAAUCACUCCAGGUGCUGGUGUUGGUCUCGGAGCUACAACUUCGAACGAAACUCUUGCCUCUAGUGGCAGCAAUACUAAUACCAAUACCAAUAGUAGCAGUGCUACUGCUGCCCACCGACUUGCUUCGUCUUCUGCAUCAGCUCUAGCGCCCUACGGCAGUACUCAACUAUUACCAGCUAAGAUGCAAGCUGAACAGGGAUCCAUCGGUGAUCUGCAGAAGUAUCACAGCCGAUACUUGAAAAAUCGCAGGCAUACUUUAGCAAAUGUUCGAUAA
This is a messenger RNA of Teleopsis dalmanni, 1539 nucleotides long. RefSeq names its product cAMP-specific 3',5'-cyclic phosphodiesterase-like. Bases 1 to 1539 code for a protein of 512 amino acids. The record is from RefSeq and is a predicted model, not a curated record. Lineage: Eukaryota; Metazoa; Arthropoda; Insecta; Diptera; Diopsidae. The transcript has 3 exons.